UCUCCAUUGCCAAGGGUCAGCUUUCCUGCUCCCCGGGAGCAUGCACAGGCUCGGUGGUGCUCCGGGCCCUCACCUCCUGCCAGCCGAGCCGGAAGGCCCCCCUGGCGGACCGCAGCAUGAUCUCCAUCAGCGAGGGCCAGAAGAUUGGCGUAGGCAUCACCGGCUUCGGCGUCUUCUUCAUCCUCUUUGGGACACUCCUGUACUUUGAUUCCGUGCUCCUGGCUUUCGGAAACCUGCUGUUCCUGACCGGCCUCUCCUUCAUCAUCGGCCUGAGGAGGACGUUCUCCUUCUUCUUCCAGCGGCACAAGCUCAAGGCCACCAGUUUCUUCCUGGGGGGCGUGGCUCUUGUGCUCCUCCGCUGGCCCUUCCUGGGCAUGCUCCUAGAGACCUACGGGUUCUUCAGUCUCUUCAACCGGUUAAAUGGGGGUGCAGAGCCACGCCUGCCCCAGGGCCAGAUUCCGAGCUGCUCCUGGAUGGACCUCGGCCGCCAUAUCCUCCUCUCCCCUCUGCUCCUAGGGGUUUCUUCCCUGUGGCCUCUGGCUUCUUGGGCAAUGCCUUCAACAUCCCCUUCCUGAGUGCGCUGUUCCGGAGGUUUCAAGGCACUAGCUCAAUGGUCUGAACCACAGAGAUGAGCUCCUUGAACUUGAAUGUUGAUUAAGUGGCUGGAAGGGAACCGGAGGCCACCGCCAUGGGCCCCCCACCCAGCACUGACUCAGUCCCUGUCAUACCUCCGCCUCCCCAAGUCCCGAAGGAACAAGAAUGGAGCUGCGUGACCUCAAACCUCCAAGUCAGCGCAAGAGGCUCCCAGGACGGCUGGGAGCAGAAAUCGCAGCCCCACAGGGACCUGGCUGGGUCUGGCGGCACAUUCCCCCCACCCCUGUAUUUAUGGAGGGAAAGUGAAGAUUAAAUCCCCGAGCUGCGAGAGUG
Messenger RNA from Heterocephalus glaber (naked mole-rat), 927 nucleotides. It is a transcript of the gene Golt1a, whose product is annotated as golgi transport 1A. Gene Ontology annotation, biological process: endoplasmic reticulum to Golgi vesicle-mediated transport; retrograde transport, endosome to Golgi. Lineage: Eukaryota; Metazoa; Chordata; Mammalia; Rodentia; Bathyergidae. The record is from RefSeq and is a predicted model, not a curated record. Gene Ontology annotation, cellular component: membrane; endoplasmic reticulum.